This is a messenger RNA of Nicotiana tabacum (common tobacco), 4643 nucleotides long. Lineage: Eukaryota; Viridiplantae; Streptophyta; Magnoliopsida; Solanales; Solanaceae. The record is from RefSeq and is a predicted model, not a curated record.
GUCGUCCGAGUUGAACAGCACUGGUAACGGCGUUAGGCGGCGGACCCGGUUCGAUAUACGCUGACUGCGUGACUGAUAAAACCCGAAGGGGCGAAGAUAUGCCUGAGGGUCCGGUUCUCAAGUUUUCUAACUGUUUAAGAAUUCGAAAAUAGGGUUUAGCCUAGGGGUUCUAACUUCUUAGUGAGCUGUAUUGGCGGUUGAGUGAACCUUUUCAAUGCUAGGGUUCAACUGAGGGAUUUAUGCGAGCAGUAAUGCCUAGUCUCCGUGCGAAUGCGUAAAUUUCCCGAAAGUAAAGAUUUUAAGGUUUUUAUAUGUACGAAUCAACAUCAAUGGCGGAUGAUGUAAUGAUAAAAGAAGAGCUUACAAAUCCCUGCUGUAUAUCUUGGAAAGAGAAGUACAGUAAACUGAAAGACGGCUACGCAAAGCUUGAAGAUAGGAGAAAUGCGCUUCGUAAAGGUCUCUCCAUAUACGAGGAACAAGUUUUGAAGAUGCAAUCUGAAAAUCUCUCUCUCAGGAAAGCUGUUGAGGAUGAGAAACUUAGGGCAAGCAAUGAAAAGGAGGAAAAAGUAAAGGAAUCUGCUUUAAGGGUUUCUUUAGAGAGUGAAAUUGCUGGGUUGAAGAAUGAGAUUCUUUCCUUGAAGCAUCAAUCGGUGGCUAAUGGUGGAGGUAGAGAAAUUGGAGAGCUUAAGGAGCAUCUCUCUGAGAGGGAAAGCAAGGUAAACGAGCUGAAGGUACUUGUCGAUAAAGAAAGAGUGAGAGCAGAGUCAGAGAAGAAGAAGACUGAGUUGGAGAGGAAAAAGGUGGACGAGUUGAGGACAAAAUUGAAGGUUGAGAAAACCAAGGCUGAUGAAGAAAGGAGACUUGCUGAUGUUGAAAGAAAAAGAACCGAAGGAAAUAGACUUAAUUUGGAAAAUCUGAAGAAGGAAGCUGAACAAGUGAAAUCAAAGUUAGCUUCAGUGACUUUGGAGUUUGAAGAUGCUAAGAAGCAGCUGGAGGCAGAGAGAGAAAACACAUCUAAAGAGAGAAAACGUGUAGAUACAGCAGUGGCGAAGGCUGCUGAUCAAAAGAAGAUUGCAGAAACGAACCGCAAGAUGGCCAUGGAUGAAAAGAGCCGUGCUACUGAUCUAUAUCGUCAGCUGGAACAGGAUAGACAAAAGAUUGAUAAUUUGAAGAAGGAGAUUGGUGAACUCAUGGCAUAUGGUAAAACGGUUAACAUCAUACCUCGUAAAGGGACGACUCUAGGAACUGGUCAAUUCUCACCUGAGCUUGGUCCAAAGGCAGUGGAGAGAGAUGCUACCAUGGUAGAUGUAAUUGUGAAUUCCGAUGCAGCCCAAAAAAGGCUCCAGGAAAUGGAACAAAAGGUGGCGAUUGAGAAAAACCGUGUUAAAUCAGAAAUGAAAAAAGUGGAAAAGCAAAGAAAGGCUGCAGAAGCAUAUAAAAAGAAGGCAUCAGAAGAAAAAAAUCGUGCUGAUCAGCUUUCUGAAGAGGUCAAAAAUUACAGAAAGAGGGUCGAAGAACUGCAGAAAGAAAUUGAAAAGCUAAGUUUUGCAAGGUAUUCUGUUGAUUGUCCUCUUCGUGCACAUGAUAGUAGUGUGCAUGUUGAAACUGCUAAAGUUAAGCUGUUGCAAAAGCAGUUGAAGCUUGAAAAGAUGCUGGUAAAGCAUGCUAAAAAAGUAGCUAAGUUCGAAAAAACCCGUAACUAUAUACUGCAGCAGAAUCUAGUUAGCUUAAAGCAGGAGCUUGUUCACUUCUCGAGACGUCUAAACAUACUGGACGGUUGCUUCUUUCAAGGUGAUGAGCAUGCCCUAGAAAAGGUUUGUUUCUCUUUUUUCNUCACAACAUCAGCUAAAUCAGCUGAAGAAAAAUUGGACGUAGAACUGACCAUAUCCAGUUUGCCUGGAGAUGCAAGAAAAAAGUGCAUUGAGAAUGUUGUAGCAAUUGCUGACAGUAAUGUCAAGAGUCCUAUCAGUUGUAUUUCUACUGAGAGGAGAGGUCCACAUUAUAAGAGGAUGAGGAGAUCCGUUGAUGCCAUUGAAUCUAAUGGAAUCUUAAAUUCCAGGGGUAACAAGUGGCAAAGGCAGCUUUCAGAGAAAACCUCUCUACAUGAUGGUAAGUUUAAUAGUAGAACAGAUGGACCUGCUGUUGAGAAAAAGCAUUUGGUAGCUGAAAUGCAACACGAUACGUGCAGCGAGCAUUUUAUAUCUCGCAAGAAAAGAAGAACAUCCUGUGAACUAGGCCUGCAUCCUUCAAACAAGAAUAGUGUGGCAAAGACAAAGUUUGACAGCUGUGGUGUCCAAUCUGAUGUCUGCACACAUCCAUCUCCAGCUGUCUAUAGCCUUCCAGAAACUGCCCAGGAUUGGAAGGAUGGGAAAGAUGAUGACCUGGGAUAUAUUGAUGAACUUGUCCGUGGUGAUUAUAUGAAGCUUCUCAAUUUGGAUAGUGAUACUGAUGAAGAGUCUUAUUGUCUAGCAAUUGAAAUGCCUUUAUCACCUACACUUCCUGAGAUUCAGUGCCAUAGCAGUGAGGCACUUGAAUCGAUUAGCUCACCUUUAUAUCAGGGAUUCUCAAAUGCAAUGGGGACUCUGGUUUCAUCAGACAGUUUAGAUGUCAUCAAUGUGGAAAUCAAUUCUAACCAGUUAAAACAUUGUACCUUGGAUCCUUCAGAUAAUUCAUCAUUUUCCAAGAAAAGAGAUCAUGUUGAUUCAUCUAAGAGAUUAAACCUUGACACAGCUUGUAAGUUAUUCUGCAGUUCCUAUUCAAAUGCAUCAGCAUUGUGCAGAUCAGAUUUAGCUGCUCCUGCAAGUGAGGGGUUGCAGAUUCCAUUGGAAAGGAGAGUGGUCUCAUUAUGGGAUAGUUUUGCCAAGUAUUGUGUCAUCUUUUCAAAUAACAACGCCGAAAAUAGCAUUUCCAGUAUUUACCGUGCUACCAGCAGUUGUCUUGCUCAGUGCUCUGCAUCAUCAGAUCCUUCUCUUAGGAGUAUUUUGGUCACUCUUUUGAAACUUGAAGAUAUCUCAAACAAGGAUAUCCACCUAUACUUUGUUCUUCAGAUAUCAAUAUGGGAGAAGACCUGUGUCUUCUUUUCACUCUUACUGCUCUACAUUUCUGAUACUGCAACGAGAGCCUUUGGAGAUGAUUGGGAGAGGGACCUGACCCUUUUUGUGAAUUCUGUUGCUCAGCACAUAUAUACAGAACUCUCACAUGAAGAUACAAGAAGGAUAUUUGUGGAAUAUUGCAACUUUUAUGAUGUACUUUCUCUUAUGGAGGAUUUUCUUUUGCAUGAUAAAUUGCUGGUGCCUGCUGUAAGUUCUGAUUCAAAGCUUGCAACCAAUUCAGGAAUCAAUCUUAUUUUGGAUGGCCAUAGUGUAAGCUUGUGCAAGCAACCAGCUCCUACUCAGUUGUUGCUAAUUGGAGGCAUUUUGCUAGCAUCAGUAUGUUCCGCGGUUGACCAUGUUGGUUUUGUUUGUGAGGCUUCCUGCAACAUCUUAAGGAUGCGGAGGUCUGAUGCUCUAAACAUUCUUCAUAUAUUUGCCUAUCUAUGUGGUUCUAAAUACUUUAUCCUCAAAGAGUAUGGUUUAGCUAUGACUGUGGUGAAGUCAUUGGUGAUGCUUAUUCACAAGAAUAGAUUUUCUCCUGAUCCUCUUUCCUGUAUAGGAUCUUCGGUUGAGUCAUUGUCUAAGAUUUGUUCCGGUAGUAAAUGCCCGUUUUCAGAGGGUGCAGCUACCAUGGAUAUUGUUGCAUCAUCCCUCUUGGAUAGUCUUAACAGUUAUGCUUGCUCUGCUGUGGGGUCGGAUUUGAUGGAGUCAUUGAACUCAUCAAGACGCAGAGUCAAAUGUGAUGGAAGGAAAACUGAUGAAUCCUCAGAUGACGUAGAUUUAGUCCAGUGGGCCUUUGUUAUUUCUGAGAAUUCAUGCCAGUUAACUGAUACCCUCGCACUUGUGGAGCUUGUUGCAGGUUUCAUGAGCUGGGAUUGGAUGUUUGACAAAAUUGCCUGUCCACUAUUGGAUUUAUUGGACUAUUGUACAACGGAGUACAAUGCUGCUGCUAUCACUACUCUUCUUGGCCAACUUGGAAGGUCUGGUCUUAAUGCUUUUGGAUGUGAAGAUGUUAGGAUUCAGAGAUUAAGAAGCUCUUUAUGUGCAUUACUUUGCCAAUGUGACUCCAAAAGAAGGGGUCUUCACCUUCAGUUCUCCAUUGGUAUUGCUUUAAUUGGCCUAAUUCCUCUCAGCUUUGAAGAACUUGCUGAAAGUAACAUUGAAGUUGCAUCACCUGCAAAUCAAUGUGAUCCAAUUGAUUGCCUAAGAAAGUGGUUUGCUUCAUUGAGCAGCGAACAGCGGUUAUUCAUCAGGCAUGUAGAUGCUGCCGGUUUGACUAGUUACUGAACGGAAAAUGUUCAGGGAUGACGAACAAAAUUUUGGGAGAGAGAGCUAUAAAUGAAAAAUUGCCAGUUUCUGUCUUUAUUGAUGUAGAUAAUUUUCAGUUGGCGCAUGGUAUGUGAGUUGUAAAGAAAUUUACAAAGGCAGUGUUUUGGUCAACCUUUGCCAUUUGUUUUUCCAACAAUCUGGUGUCAUUUUUGCAUUUGGAUUUUACUGCGAUUGUUGGAUAAUGCCCUUGUUCCAGUUAUACAUGGCUUACAUUUCGGACAA